AAAACUUACAGUUGGGUUUACACCUCGGCCGGGAAAAGUCGCGCGAGUUUCGAGACGCAGCAAAUUGUGAAAAAGUUGUAAAACAAGCGAUAUAAAAGCAGAACAUAAUUUUUGGGAAUAAAAUAUUAACAGCACGCAGUAGACAACAAAUCAACGAAUCAAUAUUGCCCAAUAUUUCUGUGCUUUAGUGCAGAAAAGCUCAACAAUUCGGACGAAAACGAAAACUAGCUGCGGCUUUAUGAAUUUGGUUAGUGUUGUGCGCGCGCGAAUAAAUCGCAGAAAUUGAAAUUGAUUUCCAUUGAAUUUCUAUUAAAUUGUAUUGGAAACAAAUCGUUCGAGUGUCAAAAACAAAUUGAUUUGUGUGUGAGUGUGUGUGAAAGUGAACUUAUGGGUGCGUGAAAAAAUGCAAUAAUCGAAAAGGGAAAAAUCGCUAGAGGAAAAAACAUCAACAAUGCCAAUUUAAAAGAGACCAAAAAGUACCAACGAAAGAGGCAACAAAAGGGAAAAUUCAAAUAUAGAUAAAUAAAGAAAUCCCGUUUUAGCCCAUAGAAAUGCACAAAACCACAACAAACAUGCAGCAGACAACGGAUCUUGACUUUGAUUUCCAGAUGCCGUGUCGCUAUUUCAAAAGUUCUUUUGCGCGUUCGCUUUCGCUGAACAACAACUGCAGCAGCAGCAACAACAACAACAACAACAACAACAACAACAACAACAACAACAACAACAACAACAACAACAACAACAACAACAACAACAAUGCCUUGACAUUGCUCAAGAAGCCGCCAACAAACGAGGCCAAACUACAACAGCAAGAACAACAACAACAACAGCAGCAAAAGCAGCUGGAGAAUCAGGAACCGCCAGAGAGAGACAGCGAACAGGAUUCCCCCUGCGCCACCCCGCCCCCCGCUCUGCCAGCACGACGUCACACCGCCAACAUGAUACACUUUGGCGCCGCUAAUCAGCUGCUCACCGCCGCCCAGCCGCCCCAACCCGCUCUCCACCUCACCCCUCAGCAUCCACAGCCACAACCACCGGCACAGUGCGCCAGGAAUCUCAAUCUCGUCUGGCCAAUGCAAGCGACACAUCAGCCAGCACAGCAGCAGGAUGCCAACAUCUUGGCCGCACCCAGCCACCACAUCCAGAGCCACAUUUAUGACUUGCCACAGCAAAUGCAGCCACAUCAGCACCACCAUCCCCACCACCAGCAGCAACAACAACAACAACAGCAGCAGCAACAACAACAGCAACAACAACAUCAGCAACAACAACAACAUCAACUAAAUGUCGAGGCUGUCAUAUUGCAGAAUCAGGUGGAUACAUUGCAUUGGCAAUUGAAACAGACCGAAACCAAUUGCGAGAUGUACCGAGCGGUGAUGGAGGAGGUAGCCCGCUUCUUUGAGCGAUACCAACUGCAGCAGCAACUGCAGCAGACCCAACGCAAUGGCGAGCAGAUAGCCCGCUCCAAGAGUCUGCAUCAUGUCCAUGGAGUGGGCAACACCUCGCUGCAGAGCGAUGCCCGGGAUGAUGACGCCUCCAGUGGCGGAUCCGCUUCAUAUCUACGCGCCCGGAGCAGCACCAAUUUGAUGUUGAAUAAAUCAAUGCAUGCCAUGGAUGAGGAGCAUAAUUACGAGACGAUUGCACCAGCUGGCAGCUAUAAUGCCUUCAAGGAUUUCACUUGGCGUCGAUCCCCAAAGAAGUCUGGAGGCAGUGGCGGUUGCAAGUCACGGCUAUCGGCACCGGAGGCAGCCGAGGAGAAGCUGAAUCAGGAGGCCUUUCGUUUGGCCAGAACCAUAAGGAAUCUCCUGCACACCUCGGAACAGCAGCCAGAUCUCACGCAGCCGCGGCACUCGCUUGCUUCGAUUUCAUCGCUGCCCUCGGGAAAUCAUCGUCUAUGCAAGGGAAAAACCAGUUCGGUGAUGACACUGCUAACGCCACCAUUGCACAAUUCCACGAGCAUCAUGAGUGCCACACUGGAGACACCAUCGCCGGGCGGGAAAUCAAAUGCGGAACUCAUCUUUCUGCGGGCCAACAACAUGCGCGACUCGAGGCUAUCGCUGCGCAGCUCCACCGACAGUUCCGUGCAUUCCACCAUCUCCUCGACGGCAUCCUCCUCCUCGAAAGUGGAAACGGACGAGGAGACGCAGACCCAGACCACCGCCAGCAACACAGCCAUCAGUAAUAUCAUCAGCAAUAGCAAUAGCAAUAGCAAACCCAGCAGCAAUAAGCAGAGCGGUUCCAGUACCGAGGAUGAGAGUGGCUUCAGUUCGAUUAGCUCCUUUCACGAUGUCGGCCUGCCCCUGAGUUCCACCUUGAUGAAUGGCAACCAGCGGCGCCUCUCCAUGUCCUCGGACAGCAGGAACUCCACACUAAAGUCCGGCUUGAAUAUGGUGGGGCUGCCUAUGCAAAACCAGACGCAAAUUCAAGUGCAGGUUCAAGCUCAGAUUUCCAGCGGACCAUCGCCCUCGAAAACCUACCGCAAUGCGAAUCGCUACCAGCGCUUCUCCACUUUAUCCAACGAGGAUGCAGCCGCUGUUUUAUGGGUCUGAAAUAAUUUAUGAAUCUAUUUGAGAUACUUUUCAAAAAAUGGUUACGAAAAACCUUUUUUUUUUUAAUUUUUGUAUACCCCGUAGCUGUUUCGAUUGGUUUUCUCUAGUGCCUCCGCUUAGUGUUAAGUUGACCAUUGAAUAUAGAGUGCAUACAUUUUCAGUUUGUAUGUUAUGAUUUUUGUAAGAACCAAGCGCGCAUUUCUAUGUUAACAAUAUGUAAAUUGAUUUGUCUUAAGUUUUGCAGUAUUUAUAAAUGAAUAAAAAUAAUUUAUAACAUAAAA
Messenger RNA from Drosophila yakuba, 2830 nucleotides. Its product is annotated as basic-leucine zipper transcription factor A. The record is from RefSeq and is a predicted model, not a curated record. Lineage: Eukaryota; Metazoa; Arthropoda; Insecta; Diptera; Drosophilidae. The transcript has 4 exons. Bases 552 to 2549 code for a protein of 665 amino acids.